CUAGUGGGUCUAGAUGACCCAACUCCCAAUGUUAAAAUGCCUAGGAUAGCACAAGGGGUAAAGGGUUUGUAAUGGUGGCUUGAUCAAUUUGUGCUGCCAUCACAUGUGUGUUAUCUGUUGUAAUGGCCCUUGAUUGUUUUUAUGUUAUAGUAUUAAAAAAACCUACUGUGCCUCAAUCCAAAUGGUAUUUUCCAAAAUGUAUAGAAUCUUAGAAUUUUAUUUUGAAACGAUUUUACAAUGGUUUGGGUCUAUUCGAUUGACAACUUGCCUCAGACGGAUUGAUCAGGAUCUUUAUUAAUGGGAAACAUGCUCUAAGUGGGACAAAUGUUUUGCACAAAAAAAUAAAAAAAUAACAAAAAAAAAGAAUCAUCAACAAAUAAAAGACACUAAGAAGGUGAAUUUUGAUUAGCAGGAUAUAAAUGUUAUGUUUAGAGCCGUCAGUCCUGAUACUGAAACAAAAGCUCUACACCUGUUGUCAUGUCAUCUUACCAAGGCAGAUUCCGAAUUCUUCUGUCAGUCUGGGUAAAUAUACCAGUAUAUUUGCGGCCUCUUGGUGUCCUUCCUCCCGCACGGGCGUGCGUGCGUGCGUGCGUGUACUUGCUCUCCGCUUAACCUCGGAACAUCAUCUCUCUCUCUUUCUCUCUCUACCUGAGUGACUGUGAUCCGCUCCGACGCUAUGCGUAGAAGCGCGUCUGUUCCUGCAAGGCGAGCACCAGCGGAGAGACCAGCCCGCCGCUGCUGCUGCUGCUGACCGACGGCGCGCCACGGAGCAACCCAACCCGGCGCACGAGUCCCUCCAAGGCCGGGGAAAGCUGGCGCCGCUGAGGAACGACCGGCGCAGGAGAAGCUAGUGAGACUCCGCGUCACAGCCCCGAUGCCGCACUGAUAUGCACAAUGUGGGGCCAACAGUCUGGGCUGUAAUCAUCAUCAUCAUCGGGAUUUACUGAAUAGGUUGCAUCACGACUAAUACAGAUGCUGACUGACAUGGAUAAGUUGGCAUAAGGACAUGUGGUGUCCUGGAAACCUGCUGUCCUUUUCAUCAUCCUCUCUAGUUUACAACGUUUUGGCCACUCAACACUUUUCCUCCUUCUCCUUCUUUCUCCAUUUCAGCUCUAUUCCUUUAUAACUCUUCAGACUGCUUUAUUACACUGCUGUCCCCUCAUUUUCCUUCCUCCCAUCUUGCUGAUCAUCCUCCUUACUGGAGCUUUGGUUUGUAAGCUCAUCAUGGCAUUCAAGCUGAACCCGAAUGUCCUGUAUGUGGCUGGUCCUGGCGAGGGACUGACUUCACCCCAAUCAGAUUCUGAGCGGACUCAUAUUACAGGAGAAGGAGGGGAAGAGUCAUCAGACAGUGAUGGAGAACAAGAAGAGACGUCCCACAAGUUGAUACGCAAAGUUUCGACCUCAGGACAGAUCAGGGCAAAGAAAAGUGUGAAGGAGGGGAUCCUUUUAAAGCAGACCAGCUCCUUCCAGAGAUGGAAAAGGAGGUAUUUCAAGCUCAGAGGGAGGACGCUCUACUAUGCCAAAGACUGCAAGUCCCUGAUUUUUGAUGAAGUGGACUUAUCGGAUGCAAGUGUGGCAGAGACCAGCACCAAAAACAUCAACAACAGCUUUACUGUGAUUACACCAUUUCGUAAAUUAAUGUUGUGCGCAGAGAGCAGGAAGGAAAUGGAGGAUUGGAUCACCGCUCUCAAAUCCGUACAAAAAUGGGAAACCUAUGAGGCCAGUCAGUUCAACAUGGAACAUUUUUCUGGGAUGCACAACUGGUACGCCUGUUCGCACGCCAGACCAACCUUUUGCAACGUCUGCAGGGAAGCCCUGCCAGGCGUCACCUCCCACGGCCUGUCCUGUGAAGUUUGUAAAUUCAAAGCUCAUAAGCGCUGUGCUGUUCGCUCCACCAACAACUGUAAAUGGACUACACUGGCUUCCAUAGGGAAUGAUAUCAUUGAGGAUGAUGAUGGGGUGUCCAUGCCGCACCAGUGGCUGGAAGGAAACUUACCCGUCAGUGCCAAAUGUAUGGUGUGCGACAAGAACUGUGGCAGUGUGCGGCGGCUGCAGGACUGGCGCUGCCUCUGGUGCAAAGCCAUUGUCCACAACGGCUGUAAAGAACAAAUGGGGAAGGUUUGCCCUUUGGGUCAAUGUCGAGUCUCAAUCAUCCCCCCCACUGCACUUAACAGCAUUGAUUCAGAUGGCUUCUGGAAGGCCACCUCUGCUUCAUGCUCCAGCCCUCUAUUGGUUCUUGUCAACUCCAAAAGUGGGGACAACCAGGGAGUCAAGUUCCUUCGAAAGUUCAAACAGCUUCUCAACCCAGCUCAGGUCUUUGACCUGAUGAAUGGAGGUCCAGAGCUGGGCCUGCGGCUCUUCCAGAAGUUUGUGACAUUCCGUAUUCUAGUGUGCGGAGGAGAUGGCAGCGUGGGCUGGGUGCUCUCAGAGCUGGAUAAACUCAACCUCCAUAAACAGUGUCAACUCGGCGUGUUGCCCUUGGGCACGGGUAAUGAUCUGGCUCGUGUUCUUGGCUGGGGAGGCCUCUGUGAUGACGACGCUCAGCUGUUGCAGAUUCUGGAAAAGCUGGAGAGAGCCACCACCAAAAUGUUAGACCGAUGGAGUAUUAUGACCUAUGAGUUGCCCACCACUAACAAAGACUCCCCGAUAGUGAAGGAAGACGAUGGCCUUGACUCACCUCCACAGGUUCACAUCACUCAGUAUGCAGACUCCGUGGCCUCCCAUCUUGCAAAGAUCCUGGACUCGGACAAACAUAGCGACGUCAUAUCCUCUGCCAAGUUUCUGUGUGGGACGGUGAAUGACUUUGUGGCGGAGGUGGGGAAGGCGUAUGAGAGAGCCACAGAGAAUAAGGAGGAGGCAGAUGCCAUGGCAAAGAAGUGUGCACUGUUGAACGAGAAACUUGAUUCCCUGGUCAAAGCCUUAAGCGAGGAAGCCGAAGCACAGGUGGUGCCAGCAGGUUCAGUUCCCAGCCAGGAGGGUGGUGGUUCAAGUGCCAAUGACUGUGGGGCUGAGUCAGACUCAGAAGAAAAAACAUAUCGAUCUAAAGAGCAGCUGAUGCUCAGGGCAAACAGCCUAAAGAAAGCUUUGAAACAGAUCAUCGAGCAGGCUGAGAAAGUGGUGGAUGAACAGAACAGACACACGCAGGUCCAGAGAAUGCCGUCCUCAUCCUCCAUCAAGAGAGAGAACAGCGACGAGCUGAAGGAGGCAGAUUCAUGUCCUGGAGGUAUGAGUCCAACGUCCCCUAUUGUGCUGGAAAAGUCUGAAUGCAUCAGCACUGUCACCUUCAGCGAGGAUUCUGUACACUGCACAGAGAAGUGUGUGAUGAAUAACUACUUUGGCAUCGGCCUGGAUGCCAAAAUUUCCUUGGAGUUCAACAACAAAAGAGAUGAGCACCCAAAGAAAUGCAGUAGUCGCACUAAGAAUAUGAUGUGGUAUGGAGUCCUGGGGACCAAAGAACUUGUUCAGAAGACUUACAAAAAUCUGGAGCAAAGAGUUCAGCUGGAGUGUGACGGGAUUCCCAUGUCUCUGCCGAGUCUGCAGGGCUUGGCUGUUCUCAACAUUCCCAGUUAUGCAGGGGGAAUUAAUUUCUGGGGAGGCACCAAGGAGGAUAAUAACUUUGGAGCACCAUCAUUUGAUGAUAAGAAGCUGGAGGUGGUGGCGGUGUUCGGGAGCAUGCAGAUGGCGAUGUCCAGAGUCAUUAACCUGCAGCACCAUCGCAUUGCACAGUGUCGUCAAGUGAAGAUCACCAUCCUGGGAGAGGAGGGUGUUCCUGUUCAAGUGGAUGGAGAGGCCUGGAUCCAACCUCCUGGUGUUGUCGAGAUCAUUCACAAAAACCGUGCUCAGAUGCUGACUAGAGACCGGGCGUUUGAGAGCACGCUGAAGUCGUGGGAGGACAAGAGAAAGAUUGACAGCUACCGGGCAGCAAGACCGCGCCUAAACUCCCAGCAGUCCAUGGAGUACCUUACCGAGGAAGAGUGUGCUCAGGUGCAGCAGCUUGGCAUCAUCGCCGACACACUCAUUAACAAAAUCCGCGAUUCAGCCAAAACUCACAAGCUGGUGGAGCAGGAACUUGCUCAUGCUGUCAAUGCCACAGCUCUGGUGCUAACAGAGGCCAAGCUAUCAAGUCCUGAGUGCCUGAGUCGGAGCACUGCCGUGGAAAUAGUCAACAGCAGUAAAGUCCUUCAGGCUGAGACCAGGAUGCUCCUCGAUGGAGAACUACUGGCGGAUUCUCCAGAGGAAGAAGAGCUUCGCUCCACUCUGAAUAGCCUCAGUGCCGAGCUCCACAAGUUGGAUGACAUCCAUUGGAUCUGUCCGCUCAUGCAGUGCUCGGAAGAGGAAUCUGUGAGGAGCAGUAAGAGCAGCAGUAGUAUGAAGCUAAAGAUCAUACCCAAAGUAAAGAAGGAGAAAGAGAAGCUGCACAAGCAGAAGUCUAACAGUUCUUUAUCAGGAUUGUGGGAUAUGAAAGGCGUAGCUGCUGAAGCAGAUUCCUCAGUCAACUGAAGUCCUGAGAUGUCUUCUUUUUCUUUUUGCUCCAACAUCCAGGGAGGAAGGAGCACUGCUUCUGUUCUCCUUUCACUUGGCCAUGUGGAUUUGCUAAAAAGGAGUGAACAUUUUCCCAAUUUUUUCCUGUUUUAGUUUUUUGUUAUCCAUUUUUGCAGAUGUGCCAGAGAAGGCUUUUUUCUGAUUCUUGAAUAGUUUUUUCAAGGUGUCUGUCAUUGCUUUGCAUUCCUCCACUGCUGGAACCCUGUUCUUUUGGGUGUGGCAGACAACGCAGGCAGGCGUUGAGAAAAGAAAAACAAAAACAUUUAUGUGGUGCUCUCCUUGCAUGCCAUGGCAGCCAUUUUCUUUGUUCUGUCUGAAUUUCUUACAGUCUUUGGAUUAUGGUUUCUCCUGAACUUCUGCAUAGCCUUUGGACUGCAUAUAUCGCUUACGUUGCUUCUAACAGAAUCUUCGUCUGCAACAAAUCAACAAAAUGAACAAAUUGAGGAGGUCAUUGUCUAUUCAACUGCAGAAUAUCGUAAAUGUUGCAAAAAAUAUAUACAGAGGAAUGUACUUGUGUGGACUUGUAUUAACCUGUGAAUACCAAUCAUGUUCCAUAUGAUUUUACAAUGCUUUAUUGUUGUGAUCCUAAAGUGGUUCUUAUUCAGCUGUGGUGACUUGUGUUGGUUAGAUGCUUUGCAGCAGUGCUGCAAACAUGAUGGCAAGUGCCAGAAAUCCUCUUAUCAAGAAUUGACCCCCUCCCCUGUCAUCUCUUGAAAUGAUCUGCCUCCAAUACUUAAGCAAACAUCAUACAGUUUAAAAAUGUGACUUAUUUGGGAGUUAAAACUCUUCUCUCUGUGCAUUUCUCUUUUGGAAUCGUGACUUAUUUUACAGUACAGUAUCAGAUUAAAUGUCUGAUUUAUUUUUGCAGUGUCUAGAUGUAUUCAAAAGGAGGAAGCAUCAAAGAGUAAUUUAAAAAAAAUACAGCUUUCAAGUGUAUUAUUUUUACUACUAUGAUUGUAAUUUACAAGUUACUAUAUAAUUGACUUUUGCCUUGUCUGUGGUUCAAAUUAACUAUUUCAAAAAUAGAAAUAAAUAUAUAUUUUGUAUGCCUUAUUUUUCUGAUGGCA
Molecule: messenger RNA, 5609 nt
Organism: Oryzias latipes (Japanese medaka)
Lineage: Eukaryota; Metazoa; Chordata; Actinopteri; Beloniformes; Adrianichthyidae
Product: diacylglycerol kinase delta
Biological process (GO): phospholipase C-activating G protein-coupled receptor signaling pathway
Cellular component (GO): plasma membrane
Molecular function (GO): ATP-dependent diacylglycerol kinase activity
Source: RefSeq, a predicted model, not a curated record